Messenger RNA from Dissoconium aciculare CBS 342.82, 675 nucleotides. RefSeq names its product alpha/beta-hydrolase. Gene Ontology annotation, cellular component: cytoplasm. The record is from RefSeq and is a predicted model, not a curated record. Gene Ontology annotation, biological process: protein depalmitoylation. Gene Ontology annotation, molecular function: palmitoyl-(protein) hydrolase activity; carboxylic ester hydrolase activity. The transcript has a single exon. Bases 1 to 675 code for a protein of 224 amino acids. NCBI's taxonomy places the organism in Eukaryota, Fungi, Ascomycota, Dothideomycetes, Mycosphaerellales, Dissoconiaceae.
AUGGCAGAACUGCAACCCACAUCACAACACCGGCGGACCGUGAUAUUUCUCCAUGGUCGCGACAGCAAUGCUUUAGAGUUCAGCGAGGAAUUCCUCGAAAGUCAAGCCUCAAACGAUCUUACCCUACCGGAAAUCUUCACGGACACAAAGUGGUUGUUCCCCACAGCGCUCAUGAUCACCUCAUCACGUUUCGGCUGUGAAAUGUCCCAAUGGUUCGACAUGCAUAGCACCGAGGAUCCGCAUGAUCGUGAGUACGAGCAAGACUUGAUUCCGGCGAUGGAGCAAAUACAAGAGAUCAUCGCUUUGGAAGCAGAGAUCGUUGGCGCUGGGAAUGUCGUCCUCGGCGGCAUCAGUCAAGGCUGCGCUGUGGCAAUCCACGCAUUGCUCCGUGCUCACCUACGCCUGGGUGGAUUCAUCGGCUUGUGCGGCUGGAUGCCGAGGCGCGAUGAAAUCACUACUAUGUCUACCGAAGAGGCGAAGAAGACACCUGGUUUGCUGUGUCAUGCGCAAGAUGACGAUGUGGUCAACGUGCGGUUUGGAGGAGAACUUCGGGACUUAUUGAUUGCGAUCGGCAUGAAGGUGCGAUGGCAGGAAUAUCCUGAUGGCGGUCAUUGGGUCAAUGAGCCACGGGGUGUGGAUGACAUGGUUUCGUUCUUGAAAUCUGUUUCAGGAUGA